AUGAAGCAAAUUGGAAACAAAAUUGCCAAAGAUUGGAAGUGGAUAUCUAACAUUCAUAUGGCCAAUAAAGCUAGGAUAUGGAUUCUAUGGGAAAGUAAAGUCUUCUCUGUGCAGAAUAUUAAUGCAACUGAUCAGUUUAUCACUCACAAGUUGGAAUCUAAAGAUGGAAAAUUAUCCUUUCUUCUCACAGCUGUAUAUGCUCUUAAUCAAACAGAAGGUAGGAAAACACUAUGGGAAGAUCUGCUGAAUUUCAAAAGGAAUGUGAAUUACCCCUGGCUAGUGGGAGGGGAUUUCAAUGCAAUCACAAAAAGUGAUGAGAAAAUAGGAGGAGCUCAAAUAACUGAUACUGGAGCUGAUGACUUUCAAAGCUUCAUUACUUCUAGUCAGUUAAUGCACAUAAAGACUACUGGAUGUUUCUUCACUUGGUGUAAUAAACAAGAUUCAAGCACAAGAAUCUGGAGCAGAUUAGAUAGGAUCCUAGUGAAUGAGGAUUGGAUUCAGAAAUAUACUAUAAGCCAAGUGGAAUAUUUGGUGCCUCUUUGUUCAGAUCACUCUCAAGGUUUGAUAAAUGUUGUUGAUGACAAUGUUGCUAUAGGAAAAAAGCCUUUUAAAUUCUUUAGCAUGUGGGCUAAGCACCCUGAUUUCCUAAGAAUGGUGAACUCAAUUUGGAAUGAUGAAAUUAGGGGAUACAACAUGUUCAGGUUCUACUCUAAACUCAAGAAUCUAAAACCUGCUCUGAAGGAGUUAAAUAAAAAGCAUUUUAUGGAUAUAAGUCAGCAAGUAUCAAGAGCUAAAACUAAGCUGUGGAACAUUCAGAAAAAGCUAUGCACUGAUCGUUUCAAUCCAGAUUUGAUUGCAAAAGAAAAGGAUUGUAUUAGAAAAUAUACCAAACUUUUGGAUUGUGAAAACUCCUUCUAUAGGCAAAAAGCAAAUAUUAAAUGGGGACUUCAUGCUGAUAAAGGCUCACAAUUUUUUCACUCAGUUAUGAAGGCUAAAAAGGCAUCAGAGCAGGAUUUUGUCUCUGCAUACUGA
Messenger RNA from Asparagus officinalis (garden asparagus), 1032 nucleotides. RefSeq lists its product as uncharacterized. The transcript has a single exon. Gene Ontology annotation, molecular function: catalytic activity. The record is from RefSeq and is a predicted model, not a curated record. Lineage: Eukaryota; Viridiplantae; Streptophyta; Magnoliopsida; Asparagales; Asparagaceae. The coding region runs from base 1 to 1032 and encodes 343 amino acids.